AUGUCCCUGAUUGAAAAGCGGGGUGAGGUCACCAUGGUCAUCGACAAGGUCAACGAUGCCCUGGAGAGGGGGGAGGUCCUGGAUGAGGAGGGCCCAGAAGCCCGGAGUUUGGCGGAUCUCGUGCAGAGGCUCAGAAAAGAGUCCGAGAAGGUUUGGCCGAAGAUCAGCUCUUACGAGAGAGACAUCGCCCAGUUCAGCGAGAAGUUGUCGGAGACGCAGAGGCAGCUCCUGGCCAUUCGGGACACACCCACACGGGAUUCCGACGACCUCCGGACGCAUCUGAAGGCACAGAUCAACCAGGUGAAGCGGAUGAUGGCACAGCUUGGGCGAUUGCGUGACAUCCAGCGGGUCAAUGCGCAGGAGAUCGGCAUGGUCGAACGAGUCCGGGCAAAGCUCUUCAAGCAAGUGCGCGUUCGCAACUUGCUGGCGGAAGGUAACCCUGAGAACAUGGCGAUGAAGAUUGCCACGUUACAGGAGGACACGGAUAGGCUACGGACCACCAUCAAAGACCUAGAGGCUGGAUUGCAACCUCUCACCAAAGAGGCUGCGGACAUCAUCGGAAAACUUCGGGAAAUGCCGUUUGAGUUCACCACGGAGACUGGCAAGCUCCGGGAGCAGCUGAUUGCGAACAUCCACCACGAAUCGCACUGGAAAGAGCGAUUAGCUGUCCUUCGGGGCGAGAAGCUGCAGAACAUCCGCUUCAUCGCGCUGUUGAAGAAGGCCCUCUCCCAAAAAUCUUCCUGA
This is a messenger RNA of Symbiodinium sp. CCMP2456, 744 nucleotides long. NCBI's taxonomy places the organism in Eukaryota, Dinophyceae, Suessiales, Symbiodiniaceae. The record is from the annotation of a GenBank genome assembly.